GGCACGGAAGGAAAGGCGGGGCCGCUUAGGGAAAGGGAGGACCCUGAUCGAAUGGAGGUCCCACUCUAGUGGCAGAACGAUGACUGAGACCGGCAUAGACGCAGACAUUGACCGUGAGCUGGCCCAACAGCUGGCCGAGCGGGCCCAGCGCUACCGGAUCUUUGAGGAUGACGAGCUCGAGGCGGACGAUGUCGACGAUCAGCUCGGUGGCCUACUUGGCGAGCUUGUCAACAGCGACUUAGCCAGCAGUGCUGGGCCGUUUGACGAUGGAGAAGAGGGGCGGCGACGGCGACGACAAUGGAAGCCAAGGCAAGAGAAAGGCUGGUUCUCCACCGCCCGCACAGCCGUCCAUAAGAUCCAUCGCAGCGUCUCGGUCGAGCUCGAGCGCGAGGGCGUCAUCUCCGAGUCAUCCUCCGGUGCCCUACGAAGACAGAACAUCGAGGCUGAACAGCUGAGGUCCCGCAAGUGGGCCCAAAGGAACAGGUCUUUGCAGCCCCAGCGGCCGCAGCCGCAACCGCAAAUGGCGAGCGAAGCAAAAGCUGACGACGAUGGCCCAAAAGCUCCUCCAUACAAGGUAGAUGCGGCAGAAGAGAGGGUCUGUCGGAUGUGCCUGGGCGAAGAGGGUGAGGCUGAUGAUAAUGGGCUCAACCUCGGACCUCUUAUAGCACCUUGCAGCUGCGCCGGUUCGAUGAAGUGGGUGCAUGCGCAAUGUCUUUACCGCUGGCGGACGACUAGCACGUCGCCCUCGAGCGCCAACAUUUGCGGGCAGUGCUCGUUUCGCUACCGGCUAAAGCCGCCACGUGGCGGUUCCGUCAUGAUCUGGGCGCUUAACUGCCACCCGCUCCGGGUCAUACUUGCCAUUGCUGGCGUGGCAGUGGGAGCACUUCUGGCCGGGGUCCUCAGCAUACAUACGGUUCGCGCGAUUGGCACGAUCCCGCCGCUGCAGAAGGCGCUUCUGUACACCCUUAGCGACCCGCCUCCGCCUUACCGCAUCUCGCUCGCAGAUGACAAAGCGGCAAUCCAUAUCCAGCACUUCUUGUUCGACGACUUCUUUGGAAACAGAGCCUACCGGCUGUGUCCAACGCAGGUUGAUAUUCUCGCACGAGCAUCCAUUGACGCCAUCAACUUCGUGCAGGAGACCAAGCGCGACGACCCUGUCUACUACGAUCUAAGCGCAGUCGACGACGGGUGGCCAGAAACAAAGGUACACGGAGGAAAGAAUGAAAGCAUGGAAAUCAAUGAUGACCGAAUAGUACAGCCCCUAGCAUUGCGGUCCUACACGGUGAUCAGCUCGAACAUCAAGAAAAUUUGGCGCGAGGCUCACCUGGCCCGCCGUGGAUGGCGCGUAGGAACGGUUGGCGACGCCGUUGGAGGAAGCGGGAACUCCUCAGGGACGGAUGCGGGGGAAAGCAACGAGAAGAGCCGCAAGCCGAUGCCGUCCGAACUGUGGCGUCUGAUACAGCAGGCCACCAUUGUCGCCGAUGCGUCCUCUUCCGAUCUGGUGGUGCGCUCCGGCGCCGCAGCGCGCGGGAUGCGCGAAGUGACAAUCCAGCACAGCUUUGCACGUUUUCAAGAACGCCACGGAAACCCGUCGCAAUCGGUCGCCGUGCGUUACCCGCCCGGGUUUCUCGGCAUCGUACGCCUUGUGCUACACGCAUUCUACGAAUACUGGCACGAGAACAUCGAGGCGUUGCGCAAGUCCUUUGGGAGGAUGUUUAUCGGCCUCGCGCGCGCGUCAGUCGCCGUGACACUCGUCAUCGCUAGCAGGCGCGGUGCGAUCGAGCUCGUGUGGCUCCUCGUCAAAGUUGCUACCAGCGCUGCGAUUGCCUACCUUGAGGAAGAACUGCAGGCUCCGAUGCCGCUGCCGAAAAUCCUCCCCGGUGCUCCCAUCCCCAUACGCAGCCAACGACGCAUCUGGGCAGGGCGAGCGCUGUUCGUGCUCAUCCAUGCGUCAGUCGCGGUCUUUGGCCCGUUCUGGCCCAACUGGUGGGGCGGCUACCCGGUCUCGAUUUAUAUGCGCCCGGCUGCGAGCUCGUGGUCGCUGAUGGAGUCGUUCUUGUUCAUGAAGGGGAGGCCCGGAUUGGCUAUUGUACAGUUCAUCGACUACCUCGUCUCGCUUCUCGAGGGCUCAAGCGCGGCGGCGCGCUGGUUUCGCCAGACGUACACCAAUGGCUGGCUUGGUGCCGACUGGACGUUCCCCGAUGCCAGCGCCGGCGAGGGCUACCGCCGCGUGCUUGCUGGUCUGCUAGGUGACGAGCGCCGCGCGGCGAUGUCGCGCUUUGACAUCUACCUCUCCCAGCGCGGCAGACGCCUGAUCACCGGCCGGGUGCGCCCGGGCGACAUGGCUGCGCUUGUCGAUGCGUCGCGCAGCAGCUGGGACGCGUACGUACGCCUCGCCAUCAUGCUCGGUGCGCUCGUCUUCGUCACGGCGUCCGUAACACUCCUGCUUCAAAUUGUCGUGAAGGUGGUGGUGCUGAAUGUGUUCCUGGAACGGAUCCGCCCGAACCUUCAACACCUCGCUGCGAUCAUGUUCGAUCACGAGUGGCUGCGCACGGUCGGGGCUCUGUUCACUACUGCUCAUUGGCAGAGAUGGAAGCAGCGUCGUCACCUGCGGCGGCAGGGAGCUGAGCAACGGCAGCAAGGAAGCGGCGUACGAGCUCGCCUCAACCCCAUGCUGGAUACCGCGACGCUGCCGCCGCCCGAUCCGCUGCCCGAUCCAGCCGUCGUCGUUGGUCUUGGUCCUGCUCCUGCUCCAGCUCAAGCUCCAGCUCCUGCAGUAGGUCGAGGUGCGCCGGCUCAGCACCCCGCGAACAUUGAGCUGAACAUUGGCGGUGUCGCGAUCGGCCUUGCGGCCGGAAUGCAGGACCCAGACGCCGGCAUGGCUGUGCAGGGCGACCCGCCGCGCUCGCGGUGGACCAUGGUCGUCCCGAUCAUCAUGAACAUCUACAGCAACGUGAUGUUCACUGUGUACUUGCUCAAUGUCACUGCGCACGCUGCGCCUUUUGCUCCGUUCGCCAUCAUGUACAAUUACGUGAGAGGCUUAGAAAAGACAUCGCGCGUGGCGCGCGAUGUCAUCGACCUCUCUUCACGCGCAUGAAGCGUGGAGCCUGAAGAUGGCAUUUGAUUGUAACAUGCACUAGCUCUAUCCCACUUGCAUACCUACCGCCACGCUAUUGAUUUCACGCCCUUGUAUGCUCCCACUCUUGUUCCAACACCGAAUCGACGUUGCCGGCUACGAAAGAGGAGAUUCAGGCGACUCCAUUCAAGGCGAAGCUCUUUGCAAGCAUUUCCCCCCUUUCAAAAAAGUUGAAAAAGACAGGGUCGCUGCUCAAGAGGGAGAACUGCUCGCCAUCAAAGAGUGAACGCAUCUGCCGACGUGGUCCUAGUGUGCGAGGAGCACAAGAAUGGAAUCCCCCACAUGCAUGCUGGCCGUGGCGGGCUUGGUGGUGGCGCUGAAGAAAGCACGCGCUCUGAUUGGCUGCGGGGGACUUGAACAUUAGGGUUGCUGUAUUUUUCCCGUUCUC
This is a messenger RNA of Tilletiaria anomala UBC 951, 3524 nucleotides long. RefSeq lists its product as uncharacterized. Gene Ontology annotation, molecular function: zinc ion binding. The transcript is spliced from 3 exons. NCBI's taxonomy places the organism in Eukaryota, Fungi, Basidiomycota, Exobasidiomycetes, Georgefischeriales, Tilletiariaceae. The record is from RefSeq and is a predicted model, not a curated record. The coding region runs from base 80 to 3097 and encodes 1005 amino acids.